This is a messenger RNA of Cylicocyclus nassatus, 1205 nucleotides long. Lineage: Eukaryota; Metazoa; Nematoda; Chromadorea; Rhabditida; Strongylidae. The record is from the annotation of a GenBank genome assembly.
CUUCUCGGUUCAAGGUUUCUCAAAAAUUUGGCCUCGAGCUAUGGCUGAUUUCGCAGUUGAUUUGCUGAAACUUAUACCAGUGGACGAGAGCAUGGUCAUGUCUCCACUGUCUUUGAUCGUAGCUUUGGAUGUGCUUGAACGUGGAGCUGAUGGCAUCACGAAGAGGGAAAUCAAUGAAGCCUUGAAAAGAGAUUCAAAAAACGGCAUCGCUGAACUUCUCAAAACGCUCGAUCAAGCAGAUGGAGUCGCAACGGCAUUGGCAACGAAACUCUUCUUAGCUCUGGAUGUGGAAAUACGUCAAGACUACAACGAUUACAUCCAAAAUGACUACAAAGUUGUCGCUGAACAUCUUGACUUUAAAGACAAAAUUCUAGCCAUUGAGACGGUGAACAAUUUCGUGGCGGCCGCAACUCGCAAAAUGAUUCCAAAGCUUCUGAAUGACGAUUACUAUCACCCAGAAAUGCGCGCAUUGCUGAUAAAUGCAGUACAUUUCAAAGGAUUGUGGGCUGCGCCAUUCUCAGCCCAGUCGACCCGAAAGGACACAUUUCAUGGCAUCAAAGGCGAUCGCGAGGAAUUAUUCAUGAGGUAUCAAGCUUUGGAGUUCUGUGGCUACAACAAUGAAGAAGGUACGGAAACUUUGACGAUACCAUACAAGAAUGGAAAAUACAGAUUUGUCAUCUUUCUUCCCGCACAAAACAGAUUCGAGGAAUUCCGUAGUAAUUUGGACAGUAAAGUGCUGAGACAACUGCAUCAGAAUGCCAAAGGGUGCAUCGUCGAUGUGACCAUUCCAAAGAUCAAGCUUUCAUCUGAGCCACCCAUGAAGGAAAUGUUGCAGCAGCUUGGAAUUAGACAACUCUUUAGCGAGAAUUGUGACCUGAAGGGAGUAUCGAACGAGGAAUCGCUCUAUAUUGACGACGUCAUUCAUAAAGCUGUUGUUGAGGUAAAUGAGGAAGGUACAGAAGCAGCAGCAGUAACUGCAGCGACGGUGGAAUUAAUGAGCUGUGUGAUCAAUCCUUAUGCCACCAUCUUCCGUGCAGAUCGUCCAUUCAUUUAUGGGAUCUACUGUAAUGAUGAACCCAUCUUCAUAGGACAAUAUUGUUAAAGAAGUGCCAGGGCUUGUUUUUUAUUGCUGUGAGACAUUAAUGAUACUUUGAUGGUAUUCCUGAUGUUUUAUGCUUUUUCUGUUUCGAAUUCCACAUGAAUAA